Molecule: messenger RNA, 5829 nt
Organism: Astrephomene gubernaculifera
Lineage: Eukaryota; Viridiplantae; Chlorophyta; Chlorophyceae; Chlamydomonadales; Astrephomenaceae
Source: the annotation of a GenBank genome assembly
GGGUGGUUUUGCGAUUACAUAACUUUUAUAUAUCGUCAGAGGACUUUGACUCUUGCGCCUGUCUCUGUAUGCCUCGGAGCGCUGGUUGCGACUACAGCAAACUGUCAAUGAAUUUUUCCCCCAAGCAUUGUGCAUAAGCAAGGCUAUUUAUUACUUCAUAGCAAUGUUUCAUGACACAGGCUAAUGCGUGCUUUAAUAAGCUUCUUGUCGCUCGGCAGACGUUGCUGUGGCGGUGCCAGCGCCUACGACCAAACUUCUAAUGGCGCAGAAUGUAUUGGGUCACAAAAUAAGGAACCGCCUAAGCCAGCGGAGUGUGCUGCAGGCCGCUCGGAAGAGGACGGCAGUCAAAGCCUAUCCUCAAUACCAUCGGAGUCGUCAGCCCUAAAGGACCUUCAGUUGAAAUUGAAGGUGCCCUUUUCAGAGCUAACCUUCAACGCCCUCAUCGGGAAGGGUAGCUUCAAGCAGGUCUACCGAGGCAAAUGGAACAACACAAACGUCGCCGUCGUGGCCAUGCGGCGGGGAGGUCUGGUAACGGAAGCCAGGCUCAUGCAGCAGCUGGGAGCCCACCCAAACCUGGUCCAGUUCUACCGCUGGUCCUCCGACCACCGUGGCAACGAGUACAUGGUGGUGGAGCUGGUGCCCUUCGGCGGGCUGGACCGCGUGCUGGCGCAGUUCGGCCCCUCGCUCCGAAACCGCGCCAAGCUGGCCAUGUGCGAGCAGGUGGCGCAUGCGCUGUGCGAGCUGGCGGGCGAGGGGGUGCUGCACCGUGACCUGGCGGCACGUAACAUCCUGGUGCAGUCGCUGCAGCCGGUGCAUGUCAAGGUAUCCGACUUCGGGUUGGCUCGUGUGGCGCCCACCCUGAGCUGGGAUCACCCGGAGCAGCCUGGCAGCGGCGCUGCUGCUGCUGCUGCAGCUGCUGUUGUUGUCGCUGCUGCGGCGGCUAUAAGUACUAGCGACUGUGGCGGUCUAGGUGGUGUUGCGGAUGGCUGCGGAGGAGGAGGAGGCGCACGGUGUGGCAACGGGGUUACUUCUGCUGCUGCUGCUGCUGCUUCUGGAGGCGGCAGUCAUGGUGCAGGCGAGGGUGGGGCUGCGGGGGCGCUGCGGGACAGCAGCAGCAGCGGUAUGCUGCUGUCGCCGCCGUCGCAUGCUGACAAGACGGCGCUGGUGCCGGUGCGGUGGAGCGCCCCGGAGGUGCUGCGGACCGGGGGAGGCUGGUCGGAGAAGUCCGACGUGUACUCUUAUGGCGUGACCAUGUGGGAGAUCUUCAGCAACGGUGCGGAGCCCUACGCCAACCGCUCUAAUGCCGAGGCCGCUGAUGCGAUCAUCGGCGGGCAGCUGCUGCCGCGUCCCAAGAACUGCCCGCAGCAGGUCUACUCCCUCAUGCUGGACUGCUGGCACCCGGACCCCUCCCAGCGCCCCACCUUCCGCCAGAUCGCCGAGGUCUACCGCCGCUGGCGCGAGGUGGCGCUGGCCGCCAAGGCAGCGGGCAGCCUGGGCCCCAGCAGCGCGGAAGACAGGAACACCAGCAGCUGCAUGGGGGGUAGCAGCGGACCCAGCGGCCGUGACAGCAGCAGCGUUGUGGGUGCUGCUGCUGCUGCUGGGGCGCGUGACGGCGGCGGUGCUGCGGAGCGUGGAGGAGGAGGAGGAGGAGCGGUGGUGGUGGUCGGUGCGGGCCCUGCUGCGGCUGCCUGCGAGCAGCUGCUGCUUCGUAAGGAACCGGCGUGCGGUGUCGACUUGCACACCGGCUCCCUUGCGCCGCGCUUGCCCAUGCCGGCUGCACAUGCACCUGCUGCUGCUGCUGUGGUGGUGGUCCCGGCUGUUGCCCUGUUGCCGACGGGCAACGGCUGCGUUUCGAGCCGUCCUGCCAUACGUGUUGGUGGUGGUGGUGGUGGUGGUGGUGGCGGUGGUGGUGGUGGUGGCUACGUGCCCGUAGCAGCGUUGUUCGCUCCUCAUCUCCCAACCAGGACCCCCCAAGCCUAUGGAGGCGGCAGUGGCGGUGGUGCGGGUAGCGCUGAGGGCGGUACUUCACAGCAGCUUGAGGCCAUUCACUCGGGCAAGGUGCUGCAGCUGCCCGCGCAUCGAACGCCUCCGCAGCAACUCUGUGAGCAGCCGCAGGAGCAGGAACAGAAUCAGCAGCAGCAGCAGCGGCGGGCGUGUGGGGGCGCAGCAGCAGCAGCACGGCCGGGUGGUCCGUCGUGUGGGCAAGUCCCUGAUUGUUCGGGUAGCAGCAGCAGCAGCAGUGGCGGCGGCGGCGAACGCGGAAGCAUGGAGGGGCCGCUAGGCAGCAGCUGGCUCGCCUGCAUGGCGGAGUGCGGCGCCGACACCGCGUCCGGCACACCCGUGGUGCAGCCGCCGCCGCCGCCGCCCCUGCAGCAGCAGCAGCAGCAGCGCCCUCUUCGAGCGCCGACACAGCCGGCCACCGCAGCAGCAGCAGCAGUACCAGUACCAGCGGUGCCCGCGAGCUGUGCACUGCCGUUGAGCGCCUGUUGGGCCGCACCCGACGAAGGCAACAGGGGUAACAAGGCCGCCGCCGCCGCCGUCUGCGGCGGCGGCAGCAGCCUUAGCGGAGGCACUGCUAGCGGAGUCAACGGAAGCGGUCGAGGUGGGGGUGGUAGUAUCGGAGGCGGUUGUGCGGACGGCAGCGGAGCCAUGACCGGCGGCGGUAGCGCUCGAUUUGGGCCAGGAUUGGGGGAUGCCUUUGGAGGCCGCUGCCUGCGGCCGGUGAUGCGUUGGGGCGAUGGCGGGAUGAACGUCGGCGGCGGUGCUGGUUGCAUGGUGAGCGGGACGUCCAGCGCCCCCGGCGGCGGCGGCGGCGGCGCAGGGUCCCUGGCUCGCAUCGGCACCGGCACCUGCGACACUUGCAUGUUGAGCAUGGAGGUCGAGACGGUGAUUGACCCCAUGAUCUCCGCCUCAACCCCCAUCUCAACCGCUGUGAGCUGUCUGUCGCCUCAUCGCGAGGGGACCAGCGGUCUGCCGGCGACUAUGGCGGUGGCGGCGGCAGCGGCGGCGGCACUGGCGGCUGGGGAUGGAUCCUGGGCGGCGGCGGGCUGGUCUGGGCCUGGGCGGCAGACCUCACCUUGUACAUCUGCCGUGGGGGCGGGGGGAGCCUCCAGACGGCUGCAUCAGCAGGUGUUUGGGCGGCUGGACUCCAAGCAGUCGCACCUGAGUUUGCAAGACAGUGGGGAGAGGGCGCUGGCGUCGUUGGGAGACAUGUUCCUGCGGCGUUCCGCGUCUCCCCUGCCGCCGAAGCAAAAGUCGGAUCCGGAGACGUUGGAGCUGGCGUUUCCGAGCAGCGGUGGCGGAGGUCCAGGUACUGGCGGCGUUGCGACGCAGCCGCAAGCGCAGCUUUCCCAAGCAGCAGCGUUGCUGCCCUCCGCGUCCUUUCCCCCGCAUCGCACCAAGGAAGGAGGAGGAGCUGAAGACCUACCGGUAAGCGCCGCCGCCGUCACGGCUGUUGCAAGGGUCGAGGGCGGCUGCGGGGGCGGCAGCGGCUGCUGGGUCCGCAGCGCAGGCGGAAACAGAGACCCCCUUUGGGACGCGGCACGCUGCGGCGCAAGCGUUAGCAGCCGCAACAGCAGCUGGCAUGUCUGGUUUCUCAGCGGCUUGCGAAAGUCCGUACCUUUCCAUUCGGAUGUUAUGAGUGAGGAGGGUGCCGUGGGCUUUCAAGGCGGUGCAUGGGGGCAACAAACAGACGAGUUAGGGAACGCAUUGUCGCUUCAAGAGACCCGAGGGGUUACGGCUGGGGUUACCCAUUACUACAGCUUCUUGUCUCAUGGACGCUCUGAGAUUUGGAAGUUCGGGAUUUAGUGUACCGGUGGGAUUAGUGCUGUUCAGGGGGUGCUUAACGACUGACGUUUUUAGUAAUGGGACAUUAACGUUUUCACACGAAAGUGGGACUCUGAACGAGAUUUGCAUAGCUGCUAUCGGCACGUACAUGAUGUGGCAAUGUGGCAUGUUUGUUGCUUUGCUCGGUGAUGUGUUUCUCGACGUUUGCUCGAUGCAUGGAUAGCCGCGGCCCGCUGUUUCGUCUUUAGGUGCGUCAGUUGGGCGUUCAAGAGAGUUCCCAGUUCCCAGCAGUCCUGUCAGCGUCUCCCUCCUGCUGCGUGACUCGCGCCGGGCCCCUGGCGAAGGCUGGAGGCGGCCCAGUGUAUGGUGGCAUGCUCAAUCUAGAUGUUGUGAAGGAGCGGUGUCGUGUCAUCGUGGAGCAGCAGGGAACGACGGAGUUCUCUGAAUCUUAAGGCGCUGUUUCCUGGCCUUUGGGAGGUGGAGUUGAAAGGGCUAUGUGGCUUAUUGGAUGAUGAUAAGUUACAGCGCUGGGCCGGGUCAUGCGGUGGGUUUGUUGGGGGGUUGCAUGUUGGUGGGCUGGCCGUGUGUUGCCCCAUGCUGCAUGCGAGCAUGCGGGGGGGAGGGUGUUGUCACCAGCGGAAGACAAUGCCCCGCGUGUUCCGUUCAUCAUUGACGUGUGUCACACGUACGUAUGAUCCGAUCAAAACCUACUCAACUUCAGUACCACUAUAGGCAUGCAAUACAGGUGUGCUGGAUUACUACUGGGGUGUUGGUUGCGUGACGGGUGUGUUAAAAUAACUGGCCGCGAGGCGUGUGUGUGUGUGUGUGUGUGUUGAGCCAGUUCGUCGGCUUGGCUUACGGCGCGGCUGUGACGUCGAUGAUGAUGAUGAUGAUAAUGAUGGUGGUGGUGAUGGUGGUGAUACCAAACACGUUAUGGGUUCCCACGCGUGGCGAGCGCCACGCGGCCUUUAGACAUAAAACAUUGACAUGAUAACAUGGACGGUGUUGGUUCGUUCAUGGUGUAGAUUGAAGGGUUACGUGCGUCAAUCUAUCAAGUACAGCUGCUUCUUGAAGAGACCAGACAGCAAACCGUUACGUGUCUGUAUUGUUCCUUCCCUACUUUGUACCGGUACGCUGGGUAUGCCGAUCAUGCUACUAAUUGGAUGGCGCUUAAUAGCUUAGUGUGCGGGCUUUUGAAUAUGUUCUAUUUGAUUGAGGCUAUUGGUUAUGCUGCUGUUUUGAGAAUAAACCUGACACUGCUUAUCACGUCGCUGUGAGUCCUUUCAUAAUAAAUGGGGGUUACGUUUUUCUUAAACUUAACCUUGCUGUGCUGUCCCCUAGAAGUACCGUAUCACCUCCCACCUGCUUGCGGCGCUUGCGUGUGCCCUUGUGAUACAAACCCUGCAGGGCUUGGGUUUAUCACGGGGUGUACUCGGCAGGCGUCCUUGCUUGCGAGCAUUACGUAUUACAUGCCGCGUACGGUUUAGCGUGGCUUUCAAUGUGCUGCGCCCGUCACCAAACGUACUUCACAUGUGGGUUUGUGUCGUUGCUUGGCUUAAAUGUCUAAAUGAAUAAAAAUGAUUCCUGGACGUGUUUCCUUGUUGUUGUUGCUUUACCAAUGUCUUUACCAAUGUGAGGCGUGUAGGGCCGGCUGGGCUUUGCUCGUGCUCGUAUCGUGUAUGGAGUUAGUUUGCAUACAUGAACGGGUUAACUUAAGCUAGGAAGGUGGGUGAGCUUACACGGCGCGUUUAUGCCACACGGCAAAGCCAUUUGCGACAAACUCUGCUUAGUUGUAAAGCGACGAGUGCUGGUUAGGAAGGUGGUAUGGUGAUAUUAAGGGAGCGGGCCGCUGCAUGGAACCGUGCCGCGCACCCAAGCGUGUGUAUUGUUGAUGCCGGUUGAUGUAUGGUGGGAUUCGUGCCCCAAAGAGGGGCUGCUGAGUGCUGGGCGUCCUUGCGAACAGUAGGUUGUUCUUGCAAAUGGGAGCUCGGAGGAUAAUAUUUUUUGCAUUUUACGGUAGAAUUUAAAUUGUACGUUUUAGGC